AUGACGCUCUUCUUCCUCGCCUGUCUGCUGGCUGUCCUCCCAGUGGUCUCCAUGAAGAGUCCCAUCUUCGGUCCCCAGGAGGUGACCAAAGUGGAAGGCAGCUCAGUGUCCAUCAAAUGCUUCUACCCAGCCACCUCUGUCAACCGGCAUUCCAGGAAGUACUGGUGCAAGCAGGGAGCCAGGGGCCGUUGCACUACCCUCAUCUCGGACACCUACUUCUCCAAGGACUAUGCGGGCAGAGCCAACAUCACCGAUUUCCCAGAGAGUAACAUGUUUGUGGUAGACAUUGGCCAUCUCACCCAGAAUGACUCUGGGCGCUACAAGUGUGGUUUAGGCAUUAUUAACCAAGGCCUGUUCUUUGAUGUGAACCUGGAGGUCAUCCCAGGUCCUGGGCUCCAUAAUGGUAUUGAAUUCUAUAUAGCAGACCUGGGCAGCACAGUGACCAUCACCUGCCCUUUCACAUCUGAGAAUUCUGUACAGAGGAAGUCUGUGUGCAAGAAUAUAGGUGGGCAGUGUGUCCUAGUCAUCGACACCAAUGGGUAUGUGAACCCCGAGUACAUCAACAGAGCUUCCAUCAUUAUUCAGGACACCAGCCAACUGUGGUUCAGCUUCAUCAUCAAAGGACUCAAGCUCAGCGAUGCCGGGAAGUAUGUCUGCCAGGCUGGGGAUGGUUCUAGAAGUGACAAAAGGAAUGUUGACCUCAAAGUGCUGAAGCCUGAGCCUGAGCUACUUUAUGGAGACCUGAGGGGCUCAGUGACCUUUGACUGUGCCGUGGACCGUGAGAAGAAAGAUCUGCCCAAAUUUCUGUGCCGGGUGAGCCAAGAUAAAGCCUGUGAAGUGGUCAUCAACACCCUGGGGAAGAGGGCUCAGGCCUUUGAGGGAAGGAUCCUGAUUAUUCUCAAGGACCAGGGCUUCUUCAGUGUGCAUAUUACUGGCCUGAGGAAAGAGGAUGCAGGGAGCUACUUGUGUGGAGCCGACUCUGAUGGGGAGCCUCAGGAAGGCUUUCCCAUGCAGGCUUGGCAACUCUUCGUCAAUGAAGAGACGACGAUGCCACGUAGUGUCUCUGUGAUGAAAGGUGUGGUAGGAGGCUCUGUGGCCAUGCUCUGCCCCUACCACCCUAAGGAUAAGAAUAGCUGGAAGUACUGGUGUCGCUGGAAUGAGCAAAACAGUGGCUGCCCACAGCUGGUGAACAGUGAGGGGCUGGUUAGGGAGCAGAGCAAACCCUACGAGGGCAGGCUCGCCCUGUACGAAGAGCCAGGCAAUGGCACCUACACGGUCAUACUCAACCAGCUCACCACCAAGGAUGCUGGCUUCUACUGGUGUCUGACCUCUGGUGAUACUCGCUGGUGGUUCACAGUGGAGCUCAAGAUUGUGGAAGGAGAGCCAAACCUCAAGGCACCUGAGAAAGCCAUUGCUUGGCUGGGAGAGACCCUCAAGGUGCCCUGCCACUCGCCAUGCAAGUUCUUCUCCUACGAGAAAUACUGGUGCAAGUGGAGCAACAAAAGUUGCAAGGUCCUGCCCAGCCAAGACGAGGCCUCCAGGCAGGCCUCUGUGAACUGCGACCAGAACAACCAGAUCACCUCCCUGAUCCUGAACCCAGCCACCAAGGCGGAUGAGGGCUGGUACUGGUGUGGGGUGAAGGAUGGGCCCCGAUUCGGAGACACCGUGGCUGUCUACGUGGAGGUGAAGGAGAAGGCAAAGGCAUCCCAAGAUGUCAGCCAAGUGAACGCGGCAGCUCCUGGCAAGGAGGUGAUAGAGCCACCUGUCAAGGUGAUAGAGCCACGUAUCAAGGAGAUCGAGAACAAAGUCGCUCGAGAUCCCAGCCUUUUUGCAGAGGACAAACUAGUGAAGGAUAAUGGAGACCCAGAGGAUAGGAGCAAAGCAUCUGGAGACGCUGGCAGCUCUGCGGGACAAGGAGGAAGCUCCACAGUGCUGGUCUCCACGCUGGUGCCCCUGGCCCUGGUGCUAGCACUGGGGGCCAUGGCGGUGGCGGUGGUUAGAGCCCGGCAUAGGAGGAACGUUGAUCGCGUUUCAAUUGGAAGCUACAGGACAGACUUCAGCAUGACAGACUUGGAGAACUCCAGGGAUUUUGGAGCCAAUGACAACAUGGGAGCCUCUACGAUCACUCAGGAGACAUCUCUCGGAGGAGAAGAUGAGUUCGGGGCCACCACCGAGGACACUGUGGAGACUGAAGAGCCCAAGAAGGCCAAGAGGUCCUCCAAGGAGGAAGCUGACAUGGCCCACACUACCUUCCUGCUCCAGGCCAACAACAUGUCGACCAACGUCCAAGAUGGCCCCAGCGAAGCCUAGGCCAAGCGCCCUGCCUCCUCCUUCCAACCUUGACAAUCACCUUCAGAAUCAUGUUGAUCCUUAGGGCCCUCAGCUCUGGGGGGCUCGCUGCCUGCAUGCAACCCCACCUAGGCUUUCCCUACCUAGUCCCUCUUCAGUGGCAUCCAUUCCUGGCUUCAUUGAUCCUGUUGGGGGUGAGGUGAUGUGAGGAGUCCCUGCCUGAGGGAACUUCUUUCUAAUGAGACAACUAAGGUGUGGAAGGAGAACAGAAUUUUUAGAAAGGCCUCCUCAAAAAAAAAAAAA
Molecule: messenger RNA, 2592 nt
Organism: Eptesicus fuscus (big brown bat)
Lineage: Eukaryota; Metazoa; Chordata; Mammalia; Chiroptera; Vespertilionidae
Gene: PIGR
Product: polymeric immunoglobulin receptor
Exons: 10
Coding region: 1-2310 (769 amino acids)
Source: RefSeq, a predicted model, not a curated record